UGCGACCUUAUUAACUUCACUAGAUUGUACCGUAGCGCUACACCGAGCGGACGUGAGAUUCACAAAGCCGCACUGCGUGUGUUUUUCUGCGUGAGCCGCUGUACAGAGACUCAAAGUGGCGCUACAGCCGAGCGGCAGUGCGAAGAAAAUGGCUUCGAGAAAUCGGGCGUUAAAAGCGACACAAACGGGACUUGUUACACGUUUGUAACGCACGAUCUCAGAUGAUCGUAAACCGUGUGCCGGCUCUAAACCCGAGGAAUGAGAGACGCAGUUUCACCGAAUCACCAGGAGGGGGCGAUGAGGAUGGGACCCUGGACCGGGCCGCACAUCAAAUUAAGUAGCUAGGAUCGUGGCAGGAAUCAGAAGAUGCUGCUGCUCUGAGAUUUGGGAAAUUGUCCGUUUUGAACUGGAUGGUUAUUUUCCGCGGCGGCGCACAGCUAAUUAAAGACGCUCGAUCUUGACGGCUUUUCCCUCCUUACGAACAUAUCACCCCUCCUCCUCCUCCUCCCCCUUUCCCCCUGUUGUGCUUGACGUUUUGGUGGCUGUGUGGAUUGUAUGGCAGCGGCGUAACCGUGGAGAGGCCGGGGUAUCACAAGCUUAUGGAUUUUGAUAAGAGAGGUGGAGGAGGAGGUGGUGGAGGAGGAGGAGGGAGAGGGGAAGCGGAAGAAGGGAAAAAGAUGUCGAAGACCGGAGGGAGCAGGUCCGGUCACACCGGACGCACCUCUGCGCCCAAUUCGGGCGUACUCAUGGUCGGACCAAACUUCCGCGUAGGGAAGAAGAUCGGAUGUGGGAAUUUUGGUGAACUUCGGCUCGGGAAGAACCUGUACACCAACGAAUACGUAGCCAUAAAACUGGAGCCGAUCAAAUCCCGAGCGCCGCAACUGCAUCUGGAGUACAGGUUCUACAAACAGCUCGGUAACACGGAGGGUGUUCCUCAGGUGUAUUAUUUUGGUCCAUGUGGGAAAUACAACGCCAUGGUGCUGGAGCUGCUGGGGCCGAGUCUAGAGGAUCUAUUCGACCUCUGUGACCGAACCUUCUCCCUCAAGACUGUGCUCAUGAUCGCCAUUCAACUGAUCACACGGAUGGAGUUCGUUCACACCCGCAGUCUGAUCUACAGGGACGUGAAGCCGGAGAACUUCCUCGUGGGCCGACCAGGCAGCCAACGGCAGCACACCAUCCACAUCAUCGACUUCGGCCUGGCCAAAGAGUACAUCGACCCCGAGACCAAAAAACACAUCCCUUACCGAGAACACAAGAGCCUGACGGGCACGGCGCGCUACAUGAGCAUCAACACACACCUGGGCAAAGAACAGAGCAGGCGGGACGACUUGGAGGCUCUGGGUCACAUGUUCAUGUAUUUUCUGCGAGGCAGUUUGCCGUGGCAAGGCCUGAAGGCCGACACAUUGAAAGAGCGAUAUCAGAAAAUAGGAGACACCAAAAGAGCGACUCCUAUUGAAGUGCUUUGUGAGAGCUUCCCAGAAGAGAUGGCUACGUACCUGCGCUACGUCAGGAGACUGGACUUCUUCGAGAAACCGGAUUACGACUACUUACGCAAACUCUUCACGGAUCUCUUCGACAGGAACGGUUACGUCUUCGACUACGAGUAUGACUGGGUCGGGAAAACUCUGCCGACCCCAAUAGGACCGGUUUCCACUGACACACCACUCCAGUCCAACAGCAGAGAUAAAGCACAGCAGCAGACCAAAAACCAGUCUCCCGAACCCAAAGGAAGUGAAUCCCAGCCGACUCCUGUGACCAACAGGGAGCUCCUGGGCUCGCAUCUCACCGCUGAUAGGCUGGGGGGCUCUGUGCAGGUCAUGAGUUCUACCAACGGUGAGGUGAACACGGACGAUCCCACAGCGGGGCACUCCAACGCUCCCAUCACCGCUCCUGCUGAGGUCGAGGUCGCCGACGAUACAAAGUGCUGCUGUUUUUUUAAGCGGAGGAAGAGGAAAGGCCUGCAGCGGCACAAGUGAAGAAGCGUGGAGAGGAGAGAUGGAAAGGAGAGAGAGAGAGAAAAAGGGGACUGGAGCGUGGAUCGCUCCAUGCGUGUGUGUGUGUGUGUGUGUGUGUGUGUAAGUGUGUGUGAGAUACUUGUCAGAUCCGAAGACUCUGAACUGCCACUUGCUUUAUAAAGAAACAAAGCAUAUAGAGGAGUUAACGAAUGUACAAACACCCGAGACGCAGAGAGACUGACUGAGUGAGACGUGUGUGUGUGUGUGUGUGUGUGUGUGUGUGUGUGUGUGUGUGUGUGUGUGUGUGUGUGUGUGUGUGUGUGUGUGUGUGAGCAGAGAACGUGACGGCAGACGGACAGACGGUGUAUUCCUGUAUUUUUUAGAUCACGUUAUCAGAGGACUUAAAGCAACCGUUUAAACGCUGAGUGUUUAAUUUUACAGGAUGAAAGUAAGAGCCUGAUUGUGAGGACUUCAGACUGUGAUGUCAGGAAACGUCAGGAAACGCAAACCAGAAUCACUCUGCUUCUGUACAUUGUGUGGGUUUGGGUUAGUUUUCUUUGUUUUCUUUUUGUUUGUUUGUUUAUUUUUAAUGUAAUUUAAAAUGAAGUUGUUUUGUUGCUCUGCUG
Molecule: messenger RNA, 2581 nt
Organism: Tachysurus fulvidraco (yellow catfish)
Lineage: Eukaryota; Metazoa; Chordata; Actinopteri; Siluriformes; Bagridae
Gene: csnk1g2a
Product: casein kinase 1, gamma 2a
Exons: 12
Coding region: 600-1976 (458 amino acids)
Biological process (GO): endocytosis; positive regulation of canonical Wnt signaling pathway; signal transduction
Cellular component (GO): nucleus; cytoplasm; plasma membrane
Molecular function (GO): protein serine/threonine kinase activity; ATP binding
Source: RefSeq, a predicted model, not a curated record